This is a messenger RNA of Drosophila serrata, 4417 nucleotides long. RefSeq lists its product as uncharacterized. The record is from RefSeq and is a predicted model, not a curated record. NCBI's taxonomy places the organism in Eukaryota, Metazoa, Arthropoda, Insecta, Diptera, Drosophilidae.
ACCUUUAAAUAUAUUUAAAUAGCCUUGGAAUUAAACUCAAUUUUAAAGGACGUCAAAAAUUAUUCAAAAACAUAUUUUGAGUUUUGAAUUCACCUGUAAAAUAUAUUUUCUGCAAGUAAUAUCAUCCAAAAUGGCUGCAUCCAUAUAUGCCACCCCACCGCCAGAUCUGAGCAGCGAGGACACUGCUCUCUCCGACGUCUCCAACUCAUCGACACUGAACACGAAUCGCAACAGCAACAACACACAUGAAGCCACAGGAGCAGCAUCCCGAGAAACAACAGAAGCAGCAGCACCACCGGGAGGGGGAGGAGAAGCCGGACCAGGAGGAGCUACAGGAGUGGGAGCAAUUUCACCCGUCGAGCACUUGGUCAAGCCAAUGGAGCUGGAACUGGAGCCACAGCCAGCGGGAAGCGGCACAACUGAGCCGGAGCCAGAGCCAGAGGAAGGGCACAAGGAUAGGGAGGAAGCGGAGGAAGAAGAGGAGGUGGGAGAUGCUCACAUGGCCACCAUGGCGGCAGCCAUGCAGCUGCAACUGCUAGAAGCUCUGAGUGAUGCGGCCAAGAAGCGACGCAAGCAACACAAUCCCAGUCGCCUGGAGGCACUUAAUCUCAGCGGCGAAGCCUCGGGUCAAAAGCGAGGUGACCCCACCGUGGACUACGAGGAGAAGCUGUCCAAGAUGUUCCUACCCAAGUCCAUUGAGCAGCUCAAAGAGACCUUCGAGCUGCUGCAACAGCACAAGCAGGAGGAAGAGCAACACGAACCCGGACCGGAACCGGAAGCCGAACCAGAACCUCAAGCCGAGCCAGAAGCGGAUGCCAGGGCAGACAUAUCAGAGCAAGCGAGCAAGGAGCGGGAGAAUCCCUACCACACCUUCUGCAAGCAGUGCGGUGAGAACUUUGAGACCGAGUUUAAGCUGAGCCUGCACAUGCUGCAGGACCAUGGCGAAGAUCGGGUAGGCGACCAGGAUCCCGCCGACUUCCUGGCCUCCAUCAAGGUGAAGCUCGAGCGAGCCGAAAGCCCUAAUCCACAGCAGGAACAUUCGAUGCAGCUGCAACAGCAGCAGCACGACUUGACCAAUGGUCAUGGCAAAGACUUGGACCGCGAGCAAGAGCAUUGGUUCCAGGCCAUGCAGCAGGCACAGGCCCAUCAUCCGCAUGCUGCCCAGAUGCCGCCGGCGUUUCCCUUUCCCCCCGAGGCUGCACUGGGAGUGGGUCCAGCUGGUUACCUGCCCCUGCUGGGAAUGUCCGGGUUUCCGGGAGUCGAUGGCCUGAACCGACCGCCGUUGCGGAUCUUCAAUCCCGAAGCCUACUGCGAGCUGUGCAAUAAGGAGUUCUGCAACAAGUACUUCCUCAAGACGCACAAGGCCAACAAACACGGCAUCUUUGAUCCCGUCGGCGAGCCCAACACCAACAACGCUUCCAGCCAUCACAACAACAAUAACAACAACACCACUAGCAGUAAUAAUAACAACAGUGGUCACCCCACCAAUCCCGGCAUGAGUUCCAUGAGCCAGAUGUUCCAGCUUCAGCGAGAGGCGAACCAGGUGCCCAAACAGGAUCAGGUUACGGCCAGCGGAGGAGCCUCCGCUCCUCCCGUCGCUACAGUGCACUGUGACAUCUGCUCCAAGCGCUUCACAAAUGUGUUCGCCAUGCGUCGCCACCGGGCCAAGCAGCACGACUCACUGCCCUCCGCUCAGGAUUCACCCAAUUCCCAGACCCAGACACCGACGCAGUCACAGUCGCAAUCCCUGCGCGGCAGUCCUAACGAGCCACCGCAGCAGACCAUAAAGCAGGAAAUGUUGCAGGAGGCGGAACAGCUUAAGCCAUACCAGUUGCCCGAGGGCUUCCGCGAGGACUUCACCUUGGAGCAGGAGGAGCUGAGCUUCGUGCCGCCGCCCCGGAAGCUGCCGUCGCACCUGCAACAGCAGGCCAAGGAGGCCAACUUCAGUCCGGACAAGCUGCGUCGCUUGGGCGUUCUGUUCCCGGAAUUUUAUUGCGAACUGUGCCACCGCGAGUACGCCAACAGGUACUUCCUGCGCACCCACAAGUGGAAGCGACAUGGCCUUUUCGUGCCACCAGAGGAUGUGACACAGCAGCAAGCCGGCAAAGAUGAGGGCCAGAUGAGCGCAUGGCCCUUCAUGCCGCUCAACCUGAUGUUAGCCAAGGCGGCGGCAGCCUCCAUGGAUCAGCAGGAGCUGGACCAGGAGGUAGCGGAGGCGGAUGCAGACACUGAGCAGCCCAGUAAGCGGAUAAAGCUGGAACAGCAGGAGUCGUCGCCACCGGAGGGCUACGACGAGGAGAAGCUAAACGGGUCGGUGGUGGGACUGCAGAAUCUCCAGAAGCUACAGUCCAUGUUGCAGCAGCUAAACGACAUCAACGGUAAGCGUCCCUUGCCCUGUCACCUUUGCGGCAGGGAGCUGGAGAACCAAUAUGCGUUGAGGGCUCACCUGAUGACCGAACACGCGGGUCAGAUGCAGCUGCCCAUGCCCAUUCCCAUUCCCCUGCCCGAUCAGCAGGCGACCCAUCCCAUGGCCGGCUUGUAUCAUCCCCAAACACCGCCGGGUCCCGGGGCUAGGACAUCGCCCAUCGGCGACCUUCGCUGUCAGCAGUGCGAUCGGGAUUUCGCCACGGCCCAGGAAUUUAAGCAACAUAUCGCUGAGGUGCACAUGGGUGGCCGGAAUGGUGGACUUGGUGGCAGUCCCCUGCGCGAGGGUUUCUUUACCCCGGAUAGGCCGGUGCCGCCGACAGCUGGGCCCGGAGGAGCUGUGCCAGCCGGUGCUCCACCGGGCAAUCGUCCAGCUUACACCAUUACUCCAACCAGUAGCUACUGCGAGAUCUGCAACAAGGAGCUGUGCAACAAGUACUUCAUGAAGACGCACAUGCAACGGAUGCACGGCAUCGAGAUCGAGAACGGAGCCCAGAUUGGCGGCGUGGUGUGCAACAUUUGCAACAAGGAGCUCUGCAGCAAGUACUUCCUGCGAGUGCACAAGCACAACACUCACGGGAUCAUUGAAGAAGGCUCUCCGCUGCCGCAGCCGAGGGGUCAGAACGGGGUCAAGAUGGAGGCAGCCGCCGCAGCAGCAGCUGCCGCAGCUUCGCAGUCUCAAUCACAGCCAGGGGCAGCUCAGCCGCAGGAUCAGGAGAUGAAUGUCUCGCCGCCUACAGUGGAGGGCAGUUCCAACUCCAGUUCAUCCGGCACAAGUCACGAGGUGUGUCCGCUGUGUUCGAGGCAGUUCCGUAGCUUCAAGUGGCUGCGUUCGCAUCUGAUGAACGAACAUGGAUCCGCGGGAGUUGAACGACUCCGGGAAAUGGAACCCACUCAGUCCUCGGGACGCAGCAAGCCCAACAGUCCCACGCUGAAGAUACCCAAUGGCAGUGGUAAUGGCAACCCUACUCAAGCGGGAUCGGGAGCUGGAAGUGCCGCUCCCAAUCUCGCCCAGGCCCUGCAGAACCUCAAUGCCCAGCACCUCUUCGGCCAGAUGCAGCAGCAGCAACAGCAGAUGCCCAAGAUGCCGCCUCUGCCGCUGCCGGGGAUGUUUGGUGAGCAGGCGGCCAGGUUCAAGGAGUACCAGUGCUCACUGUGUCCCUUCACCACGCCCUACUACGCCUUCCUCUUCAUCCACGAGCGUUCCCAUGCGCUGCUUAACAACGGAGGCGAAGGCAUGGAACUGCCCAUGGAGACACCGCCACAGCAGCCGGCAAGAAACCCGGGAAAGUCACGUAGCAAGUCAAGCAAGGCGGCAGCUGUAGUGGCACCUCCAGAGCCUGCGGAACUCACUGUGGAGCCCACCAACCUCAGCACCUCGGCUCCUAAGAUCUCGCCGUCAGCCGGGUCUCCGGCCAACUCCUCCCCCAAGGCAACCAGCUCAACAGUUUCUCCCAAGAUUCAACGCCGUCGAUCCUCCUCGAAGCCACCGACCACGCCCAACGGAUUGGCCAGUGGCAACAAUGGAAUCGGAGCCGGAAACGGAAGUGGUGGCCACCGCUCGGCAGCCACCUCGCCCUUCGAGGGCUGCGGGGACCUGGCCAACGGUAGCGGCAAGCCGGCAAGCUACGCACAGCCGGAUCGGGCAGAGGAAGCAUAUCAGAUGCAGGCCUUCCACCUGCAGCCCGCCGACGCCGACUCGGAGAUGCAGUUUGCGCCGGCCCUGGUCUACCUGCCGGUGCGGGUUCGGGCCUCGGAAUCGGCCACGCUCAGCUUCCGGCUAACACCGGCCUAAGGUGCAGCAUGCAACAGGUGAAUAGUGUUGCCAGCAGCAGUGUAAGUUACAACCCAUAGUCACCUUCCAGAAAACUUUUUGGGGCCUUGGUCAUUGCAUUUCCCAAUACCAAAGAUUCGAUUUUCAUAAAGUAUUUUACGAGUUCAAUUCAUUUUCAAAUAAAGAGUGACCAAAAGCCCCUAAGAGAAUCACAAAAUA